This is a messenger RNA of Pelobates cultripes (western spadefoot toad), 237 nucleotides long. NCBI's taxonomy places the organism in Eukaryota, Metazoa, Chordata, Amphibia, Anura, Pelobatidae. The record is from the annotation of a GenBank genome assembly.
AUGACAAGUAAGUGGAACAGAAAUCCUUUUUCAGCAGGAGUGACAGGUCCAUCAUUAAGGUCAGUGUUUGAAGCCAUAGUGAAGGGAAUCAAGAGACCAACCCAGAAGGGCGCUGACUUGGUUCAGGAGCGGUUAAAAUCACUGAUGACAGCAGAGCUGAGCGGCUUUAUGUCAGACAAUGCAGGCCUAAUGGGCAUACCCAGCAAAGGAAUCACAGCAAGGGGUGUUUAUUCUUAA